UUUUAGGGUUUUCAUUUCAUUUUCUUCAACCCUUUCUCUCUCUAUCUCUCUCCCCAUAAAAUUCCAAAUUUUAAUCUCCGAUUAUUCCAGUGUGUAUAGCUCGUCGAUUUUCUUUGAUUUGAUCAUAUGAUGAUUCAUUUUUUUCUCUUAAAUCAGUGUGGAUUUCAUUUCUCGCCAGGGAGUUAAGAAUCUAGGGUUUCGAAUUGGGGGUUUUGGUGCUGGUGAGCUGGUUCCACUGAAAGAUUGCGUCUUGCGAUUGCGAAUUCCGAUUGGGCCUUUUAUUGUUCGGAUGAAAGGGAUAAUCGGAUCGGGGAUUGUGUGAUCGCCGCUCUUGGCGAGCGAUAAGCCGAAUUGAGGGGGUUGGGGUUCUUGUAUGGAAACUCGGAGCCGGAAGCGGGCGGAGGCCUCCUCAGCAGCCCCUUCUUCGUCGUCGUCCGGUCCCACCACCCGUGCCAGCAAGCGCGCCCGUGUUUCCGCCUCUUCGACAUCGAACACAGCCGCCGCCGCAUCGUCCGUGCCAAUCGCAACCCGCUCUCGCGCCUCCAGGACCCACCUCGCCCCCGAACCCGCUCCAAUGGACUCCACCAAUGAAUCGUCUGGCUCGCGUGGACGCGAUCGCCGCAACAAGAAUUCGGAUAAGGAUGGCUCGGAUAAAGGGAAGGAGAAGGAGCAUGAGGUUAGGGUUAGGGACAGGGAUAGAGAUAGGGAAACGGAGCGGAGCUUGGGGUUGAAUAUGGAGAGUGGCGGUAAUGGCGACGACGAUGAUAACGAUAGCGAAGGCGGUGCGAAUAUGCUGCAUCAGAACCUGACUUUCUCGGCGAGUAGUGCACUCCAAGGGCUUCUUCGGAAGAUCGGGGCCGGUCUUGAUGAUCUACUCCCGUCUUCAGCUAUGGGGUCGGCGUCGUCGUCGCACCAGAGCGGGCGGCUUAAGAAGAUUCUGUCUGGGUUGAGAGCUGAUGGGGAAGAAGGGAAGCAGGUCGAGGCUUUGACGCAGCUUUGUGAGAUGCUAUCUAUUGGGACUGAGGAAUCGCUUAGUACGUUUUCUGUGGAUUCCUUUGUUCCGGUGCUCGUUGGGUUGCUCAAUCACGAGAGCAAUCCCGAUAUAAUGCUUCUUGCUGCCAGGGCUCUCACACAUCUUUGUGAUGUACUCCCAUCGUCUUGCGCUGCUGUUGUCCACUACGGUGCAGUUUCUUGCUUUUGUGCAAGAUUGCUAACGAUAGAGUAUAUGGACUUGGCCGAACAGUCUCUGCAAGCCCUGAAGAAAAUCUCUCAGGAACACCCAACUGCCUGUCUGCGUGCCGGUGCUCUAAUGGCAGUGCUUUCAUAUCUGGAUUUCUUCUCCACAGGAGUUCAGCGCGUGGCAUUAUCUACUGCUGCAAAUAUGUGCAAGAAACUUCCCUCAGAUGCAGCUGACUUUGUGAUGGAAGCUGUCCCGCUAUUGACAAACCUACUUCAGUAUCAUGAUGCAAAGGUGUUGGAGCACGCUUCUGUUUGUUUGACCCGGAUUGCCGAAGCAUUUGCAUCCUCUCCCGAUAAACUUGAUGAGCUAUGUAAUCAUGGACUUGUGACACAAGCUGCAUCUCUUGUAUCAACCAGCAGUUCCGGUGGCGGGCAAUCAUCUCUCAGCACACCUACUUAUACAGGUUUAAUCCGACUUCUUUCCACUUGUGCGAGCGGGUCACCGUUGGGAGCUAAAACUCUACUUCUCCUGGGAAUCAGUGGUAUUCUUAAAGACAUACUAGCUGGUUCUGGCAUUGCUGCUAACUCAUCAGUAUCACCUGCUCUGAGUAGGCCAGCAGAACAGAUUUUCGAGAUAGUUAACUUGGCAAAUGAGCUUCUUCCGCCGCUGCCACAAGGAACAAUUUCUCUUCCGGCCAGCUUUAACCUAUUUAUGAAGGGACCCAUUGUGAAGAAACCUUCUGCUAGCAGUUCUGGAAAACAAGAAGAUUCAAAUGGUAAUGUUUCUGAGGUUUCAGCUCGCGAGAAAUUAUUGAAUGAGCAGCCUCAGCUUCUUCAGCAAUUUGGAGUUGAUCUCCUUCCUGUUCUAGUACAGAUCUAUGGUUCUAGUGUAAAUGGUCCUGUUCGUCACAAAUGUCUCUCUGUUAUCGGGAAGUUGAUGUACUUCAGUACUGCUGAGAUGAUCCAGUCUCUAUUAAGCGUCACAAACAUUUCAAGCUUUUUAGCUGGUGUUUUGGCAUGGAAAGAUCCACAUGUAUUGGUUCCUGCCCUGCAAAUUGCUGAGAUUCUUAUGGAAAAACUUCCUGGGACUUUCUCGAAGAUGUUUGUCAGGGAAGGUGUGGUUCACGCUGUGGAUCAACUUAUAUUAGCGGGUAAUCCAAAUACAGUUCCUGCCCAGGCAUCUCCUGUGGACAAGGAUAAUGAUUUUGUGACUGGAUCGUCCCGUUCUAGGAGAUAUAGGCGACGGAGUGGUAGCUCUAAUCCCGAUGGAAAUUCAGCAGAAGAAUCCAAGAAUUCUUCUUCAGUAGUUGGCUCACCUCCGGGUUCAGUGGAGAUUCCAACUGUUAAUUCUAAUCUUCGUAUGGCAGUUAGUGCAUGUGCUAAAGCUUUUAAAGACAAAUAUUUCUUGUCAGAUCCUGAGGCUAUGGAGGCUGGAGUGACUGAUGAUCUCUUGCUUCUAAAGACUCUUUGCUCGAAAUUGAAUGCUGCUGUUGAUGACCAAAAGACUAAAGCUAAGGGAAAAUCGAAAGCGUCUGGGUCUCGCUUAGCUGAUUGUUCUGCAAAUAAGGAAGAGUGCUUGAAUGGGGUGAUAUCUGAGAUGUUGGAUGAACUAAGCAAAGGGGAUGGUGUUUCCACUUUUGAGUUUAUUGGUAGUGGUGUUGUUGCAGCCUUGCUCAACUAUUUUUCUUGUGGGUACUUCUCCAAGGAGAGGAUUUCAGAAGCUAACCUUCCCAAGCUACGCCAACAAGCAUUGAGAAGAUACAAGGCAUUUGUUUCUGUUGCUCUUCCUUUCGGUGUUAAUGAAGGGAGUUUGGCUCCUAUGACUGUUUUAGUCCAGAAGCUUCAAAAUGCUUUGGCGUCGUUAGAACGCUUUCCUGUUGUGCUGAGCCAUUCAUCAAGGUCAUCCAGUGGAAGUGCAAGACUGUCCUCUGGACUUAGUGCAUUAUCCCAGCCAUUUAAAUUGCGUCUUUGCCGAGCCCAAGGAGAAAAAUCUCUCCGUGAUUAUUCAUCAAAUGUCGUGUUGAUUGAUCCGUUGGCAAGCUUAGCUGCUGUGGAGGAGUUUCUAUGGCCUCGGGUUCAGCGAAGUGAAUCUGGUCAGAAGCCUUCAGCAUCUGGUGGGAACUCAGAAUCUGGUACUACGCCUUUAGGAGCUGGUGCUUCAUCUCCAUCUACUUCAACUCCUGCCUCUACCACUCGUCGGCAUUCUACUCGCUCCAGAACAUCUGUCAAUAUAGGAGACGCGGUUAGAAAGGAACCACCACAGGAGAAGAGUACAAGCUCAUCAAAGGGGAAGGGUAAAGCUGUUUUGAAGCCUUCUCAAGAGGAGGCAAGAGGACCUCAAACAAGAAAUGCUUCACGUAGAAGAGCAGGUGCAGAUAAAGAAGCUGAAAUGAAACAUGCAGAUGGGGACACCACUUCUGAGGAUGAGGAAUUGGAUAUAUCCCCUGUUGAAAUUGACGACGCUUUGGUAAUUGAAGAUGAUGAUAUAUCAGAUGAUGAAGAUGAUGACCAUGAUGAUGUUCUUAGAGAUGAUUCUCUUCCUGUUUGCAUGCCGAUUCCGGAUAAAGUACAUGAUGUUAAAUUGGGAGAUUCCACUGAGGAUAGCAGUACAGCCCAAGCAACAAGUGACAGCCAGUCUAAUCCUGCUUCUGGUUCUAGUAGCAGAGCUGCUGCAGUUAGGGGCUCGGAUUCCACUGAUCAUAGGAGUGGUAGUUCUUAUAGUUCAAGGGGUGCAAUGUCAUUUGCUGCUGCUGCUAUGGCUGGGCUUGGAUCUGCCAAUGGUAGAGGAAUCCGGGGAGGCCGAGAUCGUCAUGGACGUCCUCUUUUUGGGAGUUCAAGUGAUCCGCCAAAGUUGAUAUUUACUUCUGGUGGAAAGCAGCUUAAUAGACAUCUGACUAUCUAUCAGGCCAUACAACGACAGCUUGUGCUGGAUGAGGACGACGGUGAGCGAUAUAAUGGCAGUGAUUUCAUAUCUAGUGAUGGAAGCAGGCUGUGGAGUGAUAUUUACACCAUCACAUACCAGAGGGCAGACACUCAAGCUGACAGGGGCUCUGUGGGAGGCUCAAGUUCUACUACUACAUCCAAAUCAUCUAAAUCGGCUGCUGCUUCUACUUCUAAUUCUGAUCGGAUGUCUCUUCUGGAUAGCAUUUUGCAGGGUGAACUCCCUUGUGAUUUAGAAAAGUCGAAUGCUACUUAUAAUAUAUUAGCAUUGCUGCGUGUACUGGAAGGCUUAAACCAGCUUGCACCUCGUUUGAGAGCCGAGAUAGUUUCUGAAUACUUUGCUGAGGGGCGAAUUUCAAGUCUAGACGACUUGAUUUCAACGGGUGCUCGGGUUUCUUUUGAGGAAUUUGUCAACAACAAGCUCACUCCCAAAUUAGCGCGGCAAAUCCAAGAUGCCCUUGCUUUGUGCAGUGGGAGUCUUCCUUCAUGGUGUUACCAGUUGACAAAGGCCUGUCCCUUCUUGUUUCCUUUUGAAACUCGCAGACAGUAUUUCUACUCAACGGCAUUUGGAUUAUCGCGUGCAUUGUAUCGUCUUCAGCAGCAGCAAGGUGCUGAUGGUCACGGAUCAGCAAAUGAAAGAGAGGUGAGGGUUGGAAGAUUGCAGCGUCAAAAGGUUCGUGUGUCUCGAAACCGCAUUUUGGAUUCAGCAGCAAAAGUAAUGGAGAUGUAUUCCAGCCAAAAGGCUGUGCUUGAAGUUGAAUAUUUUGGUGAAGUAGGCACUGGGUUGGGUCCUACACUUGAGUUCUAUACACUUCUAAGUCAUGAUUUACAAAAAGUUGGACUCUGUAUGUGGAGGUCGAAUGCUUCGCUGGAGAAACUGUCGAUGGAAAUUGAUGCAGAUGAUCAGAAACAUGGAAAAAGCAAUAAUGGUUCUGAGCUUGGUUUUGCUGCUGGCAGUGAUGAUCUUGUCCAAGCUCCUCUUGGUUUGUUCCCUCGUCCUUGGCCUCCAAAUGCCGUUGCUUCUGAUGGCACCCAAUUCUCUAAGGUCACCGAGUAUUUCCGGCUGGUUGGGCGUGUAAUGGCCAAGGCUCUUCAAGAUGGGCGGCUGUUAGACCUUCCACUGUCGACAGCAUUUUACAAACUUGUGCUUGGUCAAGACCUUGAUUUGCAUGAUAUCAUUUCAUUUGAUGCUGAAUUGGGGAAGACUUUGCAAGAACUACAUGUCCUUGUCUGCCGCAAACAACAGCUAGAAUCUAAUGGAGACAAUGGUGCCGUUGCUGACUUAUGCUUCCGCGGCGCUCCAUUUGAAGAUCUUUGCUUGGAUUUCACACUCCCUGGUUAUCCAGAUUAUGUGCUGAAAUCAGGAGAUGAAAAUGUUGAUAUUAACAACUUGGAAGAGUACAUAUCCUUAGUUGUUGAUGCAACAGUAAAGACGGGUAUAAUGCGGCAAAUGGAAGUAUUUAGGGCAGGUUUCAAUCAGGUCUUUGAUAUCUCUUCUUUACAAAUAUUCACACCAUAUGAGUUGGACCAUCUGCUUUGUGGCCGUAGAGAGAUGUGGGAGGCAGAAACACUUGCUGAUCACAUAAAAUUUGAUCAUGGUUACACCGCCAAGAGUCCUGCAAUUGUGAAUUUGCUUGAGAUUAUGGGAGAGUUCACACCAGAACAGCAGCGGGCCUUCUGCCAGUUUGUAACUGGUGCACCAAGGCUUCCACCUGGUGGUCUGGCGGUGCUGAAUCCAAAACUGACCAUUGUGAGAAAGCAUUCAUCUUCCUCAGUGAACACUGCAGCUAAUGGUACUGGGCCUUCGGAAACAGCAGAUGAUGACUUGCCUAGUGUCAUGACAUGUGCUAAUUAUCUGAAGCUUCCUCCUUACUCUACCAAGGAAAUCAUGUACAAGAAACUACUCUAUGCAAUCAGCGAAGGGCAGGGAUCCUUUGAUUUGUCAUGAGAUUUUGGACUAACUAAUUUACCUGUGUAUAUUUUACAUCACACAAAUCCGUGUCAUUUCCUUGCCUUUUGGAUAUCUUGAUGUUGAAAAUAGCAUCCUACUUGCUAAAAAAAAUAAAGGCUUCUUUUGGUACCCUCCUAAGCUUUAGUGGCUUUGCCAAGGAUGGUUGACUACAUUUUUAAGAGGCUGUAAAGGAAUCCGCAAGCACUUUUUCCGGCUGCAGGGGCUGCUUGUAAAUAAAUAGGAAUUCUCGAAUUUUAUUUUUAUUUUUUUGGGUUCUUUUCUUGUCAACUCAUUAGCUGGUAGAAUAUAAAUGUAUUUGCAUAAAAUGACGAAAGGGAAAAGGCAUUCAAUUGAAAUAUUUUGUUAUGCCGUUUAGACUAGUUUAUUCAGAAUUUAAACAGUUCUUUGGUCCAAGCUUAUUGCAUUGUUUUAUU
Morus notabilis is the source of this 6504-nucleotide messenger RNA. Its product is annotated as E3 ubiquitin-protein ligase UPL3. The transcript is spliced from 18 exons. The record is from RefSeq and is a predicted model, not a curated record. Gene Ontology annotation, molecular function: ubiquitin protein ligase activity; protein binding. NCBI's taxonomy places the organism in Eukaryota, Viridiplantae, Streptophyta, Magnoliopsida, Rosales, Moraceae. Gene Ontology annotation, biological process: protein polyubiquitination; proteasome-mediated ubiquitin-dependent protein catabolic process. The coding region runs from base 374 to 6067 and encodes 1897 amino acids.